This is a messenger RNA of Ordospora colligata OC4, 291 nucleotides long. RefSeq lists its product as uncharacterized. Gene Ontology annotation, molecular function: protein-macromolecule adaptor activity. The coding region runs from base 1 to 291 and encodes 96 amino acids. Gene Ontology annotation, biological process: ubiquitin-dependent protein catabolic process. The record is from RefSeq and is a predicted model, not a curated record. The transcript has a single exon. NCBI's taxonomy places the organism in Eukaryota, Fungi, Microsporidia, Ordosporidae. Gene Ontology annotation, cellular component: elongin complex.
AUGCAAAAUAAAGUAAAGGUGAUUUCAUCCGAUUCAAAAGAGUUAUUUCUUGAUUAUGAGGUUGCUAUACAGAGCCAGAUACUAAAGGCAUUCUUUGGACGUCCAUCAAUGUUCAAGGAAUCUGUCUCAAGAACAAUAGGUUUGCCUAUAAAAGCAAAAUACCUGAAGAAAGCAAUUGAUUUUCUUGAAUAUAAGCGCUCUUUCGAUCCAUCCAAGGAUCAUGAGGAGUUCAAGAUCGAAGACACUGAAGCUUUGGAUAUUCUUGACAUUGCAGCAUAUCUGAAGAUUUGA